Molecule: messenger RNA, 1069 nt
Organism: Aspergillus ibericus CBS 121593
Lineage: Eukaryota; Fungi; Ascomycota; Eurotiomycetes; Eurotiales; Aspergillaceae
Exons: 1
Coding region: 87-884 (265 amino acids)
Source: RefSeq, a predicted model, not a curated record
UUUUCUUGCGUCUCUUGAUUCCCUUAAUGUCCUCCUGAUCUUGCCACCUAAUUAAAAAAAAGAUCUUCUCCUUUGCCUUUGUCCAGAUGAGUCAGAUAUCCUCACCUCCUCGCAUACUUUCGAUGGAGGUAUCGAGCAGGGAUGACAGCGAGUACAGAAUAUUAGUUCAAAAUCGGGUCAGAUAUUUGAUCAUCAGCGCUGGUACAUUCGAACGGUCAACACUUUCCAUGCCCCUCAGCUCAUUGCCUGAAUUUCCUAAAGAUUAUACCUGGAAUGUUGCAUACGUCAGUCGAGAUACAUCGAGCGGUGAGGUCGCAAUGAACCUACAGCACAGAAACUUCAUUGGCAUAACAGACCUUUGGCAUCCUGUGCUGGUUGACUGUCUCGAUUUAAAAAGGAUCAAACAGCUCACCGCUACCACUUACGAAGCAACUUACACCUGUAACGGGUCGUUGGCUACUACGAGAUCGCCAGUUGUCAUUGCGAAGGUUGCCCGAUUUGAGUGGGAAAUACCUCGUUUAUUGCUGGAGACUCUCAUGUAUAGGAAAUUGGAAAACACAGGUCUUGCCCCAAGAUUCAUUGGCCAUGUCCACGAGCAUGGCCGUGUAAUCGGCUUUAUGCUAGAAAAGCUCCAAGGGCGUGAAGCAAAAAUCCAGGAUCUUUCGUCUUGUCAAGCUGCCCUCCAGCGCCUACAUGACAUUGGCAUCCUCCAUGGGGAUGUCAACAGAUACAACUUCAUUGUUCAAGAUGGGACGGUGCGACUGAUUGAUUUUGAGAAAAGCCAAUUUUGUAAUGGCUCUACUGCAGCUAUGCAAGCCGAGAUGGAUAGUCUAUGUGAUCAGUUAGUGGAGGACACCGGACGCGGUGCAGGUUUCGCUCGGUGAAAUUGGCCUGACUGGGAAAGCCGUCAGUUCCUCUCGGGCUGCUUCCAGGACCAUGUUAACCAACUAGUUAGGCAAUCCUCUGUUACGCCGAUCGCCCUUGCUUAUAGGUCAGAGAAUGAUCGCGAUUAUGCUAAUUGAUUUGUAUUCGCCGUGUAGUAUAAUAGUUAUUGCAAUAAAGAAUCCCC